Molecule: messenger RNA, 2102 nt
Organism: Rattus rattus (black rat)
Lineage: Eukaryota; Metazoa; Chordata; Mammalia; Rodentia; Muridae
Gene: Dyrk3
Product: dual specificity tyrosine phosphorylation regulated kinase 3
Exons: 3
Coding region: 113-1873 (586 amino acids)
Biological process (GO): cytoplasmic stress granule disassembly; peptidyl-serine phosphorylation; positive regulation of cell cycle G2/M phase transition
Cellular component (GO): nucleus
Molecular function (GO): ATP binding; protein serine/threonine/tyrosine kinase activity; protein serine/threonine kinase activity
Source: RefSeq, a predicted model, not a curated record
GACCGCGCGAGCCCAUCUCAGAGCCGCGGCUUGUAGCGAAGCCAGCAGGUACGGGGCUGGAGGCGACCCACCGGGCCAACCGCCGCCUCUGUGCCCGCGGGGCAAGCUCGCGAUGGGAGGCGCAGCCCGCGAGCGCGGGAGGAAGGACGCGGCGCUGCCGGGGGCCGGGCUCCCGCCGCAGCAGCGGAGGUUGGGGGAUGGUGUCUAUGAUACCUUCAUGAUGAUAGAUGAAACCAAGUGCCCACCCUAUACAAACACACUUUGCAAUCCCUCUGAAGCACCUGUCUCCAGAAGGCUAAAUAUUACCACUGAGCCAUUCACGAGAGGCCACACUCAGCACUUCGUGAAUGGGAGUGAGAUGAAGGUGGAACAGCUGUUUCAAGAAUUUGGCAACAGAAGAACCAGUACUCUCCAGUCCGAUGGCAUCAGCAACUCUGAAAAGUCCUCUCCUGCUUCUCAGGGGAAAAGUUCCGACAGCCUGGGUACCGUGAAGUGCAGCCUCUCGUCCAGACCAUCUAAGGUGCUCCCGCUGACUCCUGAGCAAGCUCUGAAGCAGUACAAGCACCACCUCACUGCCUACGAGAAGCUGGAGAUCAUCAGCUACCCAGAAAUCUACUUCGUGGGCCCGAAUGCCAAGAAGCGGCAAGGAGUUAUUGGUGGUCCCAAUAACGGGGGAUACGACGAUGCGGACGGGGCCUAUAUUCACGUGCCUCGAGACCAUCUGGCUUACCGCUAUGAGGUGCUGAAAAUUAUUGGCAAGGGUAGUUUUGGACAGGUAGCCCGGGUCUACGAUCACAAACUCCGACAGUACGUGGCCCUGAAAAUGGUGCGCAACGAGAAGCGCUUUCACCGCCAGGCAGCCGAGGAGAUCCGGAUUCUGGAGCAUCUUAAAAAGCAAGACAAAACUGGGAGCAUGAAUGUCAUCCACAUGUUAGAAAGCUUCACCUUCCGGAACCACGUGUGCAUGGCCUUUGAGUUGCUAAGCAUAGACCUGUACGAGCUCAUUAAAAAAAACAAGUUUCAGGGCUUCAGCGUCCAGUUGGUUCGGAAGUUCGCCCAGUCCAUCCUGCAGUCCUUGGACGCCCUUCACAAAAAUAAGAUCAUUCACUGUGACCUAAAGCCAGAAAACAUUCUCCUGAAGCAUCACGGACGGAGCGCGACCAAGGUCAUUGACUUUGGGUCCAGCUGUUUCGAGUAUCAGAAACUUUACACGUAUAUCCAGUCCCGUUUCUACAGAGCCCCGGAAAUCAUCUUGGGGUGCCGCUACAGCACGCCAAUUGACAUAUGGAGUUUUGGUUGCAUCCUCGCAGAACUUUUGACAGGACAGCCCCUGUUCCCAGGAGAGGACGAAGGAGACCAGUUGGCCUGCAUGAUGGAGUUGCUAGGAAUGCCACCACAGAAACUUCUGGAGCAAUCCAAACGUGCCAAGUACUUUAUUAACUCCAAAGGCUUGCCUCGAUACUGCUCCGUAACUACCCAGACGGACGGGAGGGUUGUGCUUCUCGGGGGCCGCUCACGCAGGGGUAAAAAGCGAGGCCCACCAGGCAGCAAAGACUGGGCAGCCGCGCUGAAGGGGUGCGAUGACUACUUGUUCAUAGAGUUUCUGAAAAGGUGCCUUCAGUGGGACCCCUCUGCCCGCCUCACCCCAGCUCAAGCAUUAAGACAUCCUUGGAUUAGCAAGUCUGCACCCAGGCCCCUCACCACGGACAAGGUGUCAGGGAAACGGGUAGUUAAUCCUACAAAUGCUUUCCAGGGACUGGGCUCCAAGCUGCCUCCAGUCGUUGGAAUCGCCAGUAAGCUUAAAGCUAACCUAAUGUCCGAAACCAGUGGUAGUAUACCUCUGUGCAGUGUAUUGCCAAAGCUGAUCAGCUAAUGGACCACUCAGACUCAUACAUACGUAUUUUUAAUUACCUUACAGACAUGCAAAUGGAAAAAAAAAUAAUUGAAGCCCAUUCACCAAUGGAUAUGUUUUUGUUAGACUUUUUUUUUUUAACAAGGCAGAACAUUUUUAUAUGACUAUAAACGAACGCUUCAAGGGCUAAUGUCUAACCAGCUUGUAUUGGCCAUCUGGAGUAUACAUUAAAUGACUUUUUAAUAGGUCA